This is a messenger RNA of Haemorhous mexicanus (house finch), 3547 nucleotides long. It is a transcript of the gene CEP43, whose product is annotated as centrosomal protein 43. Gene Ontology annotation, molecular function: protein binding. Gene Ontology annotation, cellular component: centrosome. The transcript is spliced from 12 exons. NCBI's taxonomy places the organism in Eukaryota, Metazoa, Chordata, Aves, Passeriformes, Fringillidae. Bases 211 to 1323 code for a protein of 370 amino acids. The record is from RefSeq and is a predicted model, not a curated record. Gene Ontology annotation, biological process: microtubule anchoring.
CAGUUUCCAGGCGGCCGCCAGCGGGCGGCGAAAGCGCCGGCUGGCCGCGGCCUCUCUGUGUCCCUUCUCGGGGCGGUGCCGAGGGCGGCCACUGUCCCGGUCCACUCCGUUCUCUCGGGUCCGCCCUAGGCUUGUGCCUCCGGCGGCGGCGAAUCUGCCGGGCCGAUCCCGCCGCUAGCGCGGUUUGCUCGGUUGUCAGGGAGAAGCAAGAUGGCGGCCGCGGCGACGGAGGAGGACACGGAGCUGCGGGACCUACUGGUGCAGACGCUGGAGAGCAGCGGGGUGCUCAAUAAGAUUAAGGCAGAGUUACGAGCAGCUGUGUUUCUGGCAUUAGAAGAACAAGACAAAGUAGAGAACAAAGCACCUCUGGUAAAUGAAAGUUUGAAAAGUUUUUUAGGUACAAAGGAUGGUCGCUUGGUAGCAGGUCUUGUUGCAGAAUUUCUACGUUUUUUCAAUCUUGAUUUUACUUUAGCUGUUUUUCAGCCUGAAUCAAGCACACUAAAUGGUCUUGAUGGUCGAGAAAACUUAGCUCGAGAUUUGGGAAUUACGGAAGCAGAAGGUACUGUGGGUGGCCCCCUGUUGUUGGAGGUUGUUAGGAAGUGUCAGCAGAAAAAGACUUCAGGUGGUGGAGGAGUGGCUCCAGUUCUAAAUGACAGCCAGUGCCCCACAUCAAAAUCAUCUGAUGGACAGUCAAGUGCACACUCUAUACCAAAUAAGGCUGCUGAAAACACUCAGAGUGAUACAAGUGUCUCAUCAGGGGAAGCAAGCAAAAGAAGUAUUCAUUUUUUGCCUAAUGAAACAAAACUAGAUCCUCAACUAGAAAACAAAGACUUGAAUACCAAAGAAAAAAGUGAUCCAGUUGUGGAUGAAGAUGAUGUAGAGGGAGAUUCUUUCUUUGAUGACCCUGUACCCAAACCAGAAAGAACUUUCAGCUGGAAAACUGAGGCUAAUAAAGCAGGAGGUCUAGCAUCCCUUUCUGAUGCCCCGGCUUUAAAAAGUGGGUUAAGCUCCCUGACUGGUGCACCUUUGCUAAAGGAGUCUGAUAAUUUGGAUAGAAACUCUGUUUUAAAAGACCUGCGGUUGGUGAAUGCAAAGCUGGGAUCACUAGAAUUAGGAAAUGGAGAUGAUGAUGAAUAUGCUGAUGACUUCAACAGUACAAGUCAUCGCUCAGAAAAAAGUGACAUCAGUAUUGGUGAAGAAAUAGAUGACAUUUCUGUGGGAACAGAAGAGUCAAAUGCCAGUGAUAAACUUGAAAGCAUCACACAAGACCUUACCAUUUCUCAGUUAAGCGACGUUGCAGAUUAUCUAGAAGAUGUGGCAUAGAAUUGGACAGCAAAAAUCUUUCAUUGUGCUGGACUAGAAGACUGCUGUGGACUAUUAAUUUCCGACAAUCACCUUUUGCUGGAAUGUCCACUCCUUAUUUGUGCCUUGUGUUUCAAAAAUACUGUAGGUGAAGAAGGUUUUUAAAUAUUCUGAACAAGAACUAAAUGAAAUAGUGUGUUCCCAUUUGAGUUUGAUAUCAGAAUUACUUUCUUCAUUUCAUUCAGCCAAACCUUUCACAGAAGGACAUGGAUUUUCUAGGCAGAAUGUCCGUUGCUGGCAGUGGACAUAAUAAAAACCAUUUGGUAAGAGAACAUCGAGAAAGAGGCAUAUGGCUUUAUAGUGAACUUGCACUGUUAUUUUAACAGUCAGAUUUUUUUUGAAGAUAACCAAAGCAAGAACCUUCAAAGGUAGUUGUUCAACUCACACUUCUUUUUAACACAACCUUGUCAAGUCAGCCUGUAGUCUUUAUUUAUGGUAACUCUAGCCACAAUAUCUAAUUACUCCAGACUUACUUGAAACUGCUCUUUUACAGACUCCUCUGAAAGUUGGACAUAACCUUUUUUAAAGGCAUAUUAAAUUGAGAGUAUCUAAACUCUUAAACCUAAAUUUAGCUAUAUUUAGGAGCUAAAUUUAGCACUAGUCUUAACCCAGAAUAUUCUUGUUUAAAUAUGUUUGUCAGACUGUUGAUGGUAGACCUAAGCUGUUUUUAUAUAUGAUAAUUUAAUCAAUGUUAUCUGUUGUUAAAUCACGAAAAAUAAUUUUGUAAGGAUUCACAAAUCAGUAAUUAAAUCUUAUGGGGUAAGUUUUUAACAGUGUGUAGUACUUAGUGGAGCUUUGAUUUUUGAGGGUUCUUCAUGUGCUGUAAGAUCACUUUCAUUCUUGAAAAUAUUUUAAGUGAAAAUGAGCGCCAAAAAGUGAAACUACUAAACUUCUGCUUUUCAGAUUCUGACUGCUGUACAAAGUUCAAUGCAAAUAUUUAAAAAUACCAUACUGAAGACAUUGUGGACACUAAGUUCUAGCUAAGAGCAAAUUCUUGUAUUUUCAUGAUGCUCUUGCAGAACAGGGUCAGUCGUGGCAUGGUUGACAGUUCUUCAGCUAUACUGUUGCGAGUGGCACUGCUAUAAUGUGUAGGUCAUGAACAUUUGUAAUAUUGAAACAAGACUUCAAAAUGUGCACUUUCUGAACAUUGUGAACACAUCUGGAAAACAGACGUGUAAGUGAAUAGAAAUAAUUUUAUUUUAAACAUAAUUUUCUUUUUUUGAGGGUUUGUAGUUUUCUUUUUCAGGAACACUGUUGGCCCGUCAUCUGUAGUCACCACAGUGGAAGUAGCAUGCUAAACUAAAGCCAUUGGUUAAGCAUAUAAAGCUGCUACUAGCACUAGAAGCUGACUUAAAUUUUUUUUGCACUGGGCCAGCAGGCCUGGAGCAGUGCUGGGAAGUUAGGCUUGUACAUUACAUAAAUUAUUUGAGAGGAGACAGCAAAAGUGUGCCUUUUAUUUAUGUGCACCCCAAAAAUAGCCAGCAAAAAAGCAUCAGAGUAUUUAGUCAUGGUGUUGACUUUUAACUUUGUGCCAUAUUGUAGCAGCUGAACACAGAGCUCUGAGAAUUUUUUUCACCCCAGGAAGUCAAUGUGCCGUAACUUCAAAUAGCUGUAACACGUGAUAUAACCUGUAAAAAAUUCACUUAAGGUUAGGGGAACCUGUGCCUCAAGAUAAUGUGUAUGAAAAAGUUUGGAUUAGACUUUCUUUCCUUUCUUUUUUCCUUUUUUCUUAAGAAGAGUAUCAGCAUGUCUGAAGGAAAUAAAAUUUCACAUGAACAGUUGCUUUUGGCAUUCAUUUUUAAGGUGUAUGGAAUAAUGCAGAGGCAGAGUUGUUUGCUUUCUUACAUGCCUUGGGAAAACAUGAUGUUCCAUUACCUUAUAGGUGUAGGAUAUGUGGCAAUUUAUCAUACCAAAAGAAACCAAAACUUUAUUAAAAUACUUCUAAUUGCAUAUGAAGAUGUGGCCUUUUCAUUAACUAAUUAGAUAUUUUAAGUGUUAACAUGACUUGUGUUAACAGCCAAGUAUUGUUCUCUUACCUUGGGAGUUAAUUGGAGACCUUGCACUUUGGCUCUAAUUGAAGGAAAUACCAAAAAGUGGUAUGUCUCCAUGCUGUUCCUCCUGUGAACUUUUACUGAAUUGUGUAUAAUAAUUCAAAUUGUAAAAUAAAACUAUUGUGCUGGCUAAA